GUGGUGUGUGAGAUUCGGUAGUUAGAAGCACAGCCCACUGGAGGGAGAGGCUUUGAGAAGGGAAAGCGGGGUAGAGCAAGGGAGGCGUCGGAUCGAUCGCGGGACAGACACGGAGUGGGUGCCAUGUGGACAGGGAUCUCUGUCUGUCCUUUGAGACUAUGGGAAAGCCAAUGAGUCUUUAAAAAAGGGAGGGCUGAAGAUGUGAAUGUGCACGUAGAUAAAGACAGAUGUGAAUAACUUCUACAUUGUAUUGUUUUGUGUGAGUGCUCAGCCAGUUUUAGAUACAGGUUCCUUGAAGAAAUUAGACACCUUAGCACACUCUCUGGGCUGUUUCUCCAAUGUCCCAGUGCACCAGAAGAAGCCCAUGCUAACAGUGCGUGGACUGAACAACACCAUUUCAUUAAGAGCAGUGCCAAACAUGUGAGAAGAUGUCUGUUGGAGGUUGUGCUUGCCCAGGCUGUUCGUCCAAGUCCUUCAAGCUGUACUCCCCAAAGGAGCCCCCCAACGGUAGUGCCUUCCCUCCAUUUCACCCAGGUGCAAUGCUGGAUAGAGAUGUGGGUCCGAUGCCGAUGUAUCCCCCGUCUUACAUGGAGCCUGGAAUAGGGAGGCACACACCGUUUGGAAAUCAAACAGACUACAGAAUAUUUGAGCUCAACAAAAGACUACAGAAUUGGACAGAGCAGGACUGUGACAAUUUGUGGUGGGAUGCGUUCACUACAGAGUUUUUCGAAGAUGAUGCAAUGCUGACGAUCACUUUCUGUCUGGAAGAUGGGCCCAAACGAUAUACUAUUGGUAGAACGUUGAUCCCUCGGUACUUCAGGAGUAUUUUUGAGGGUGGAGCCACUGAACUCUUCUAUGUGCUGAAACAUCCCAAGGAGUCUUUCCACAAUAACUUUGUGUCCCUGGACUGUGAUCAGUGCACCAUGGUUACACAGAACGGCAAACCCAUGUUCACACAGGUGUGUGUGGAGGGCAGACUGUACCUCGAGUUUAUGUUUGAUGACAUGAUGCGUAUUAAGACAUGGCACUUCAGCAUCAGACAGCACAGAGAGGUCGUGCCGAGGAGCAUCCUGGCAAUGCAUGCCCAAGACCCCCAAAUGCUUGACCAGCUAUCAAAAAACAUCACAAGAUGUGGCUUAUCUAACUCUACGCUGAACUACCUCCGACUUUGUGUAAUCCUGGAGCCCAUGCAGGAGCUGAUGUCCAGGCACAAGACGUACAGUCUCAGCCCACGAGACUGCCUCAAAACCUGUCUGUUUCAGAAAUGGCAGAGGAUGGUGGCCCCACCAGCCGAGCCACCAAGACAAGCCCCCAACAAGCGAAGGAAACGGAAAAUGUCUGGUGGCAGCACAAUGAGUUCUGGAGGGGGCAACAACAACAACAACAACAACAGCAACAGUAAAAAGAAAAGUCCAGCCAGCAGUUUUGCGCUUUCCAGCCAGGUACCUGAUGUGAUGUUGGUGGGAGAGCCCACUCUGAUGGGAGGGGAGUUCGGGGACGAGGAUGAGCGGCUCAUCACGCGGCUGGAGAACACACAGUUUGAUGCGGCCAAUGGCAUCGACGACGAGGACAGUUUCAACAGUUCCCCCGCCCUGGGCACCAACAGCCCCUGGAACAGCAAAGCUCCCUCCAGCCAGGAGAGCAAAAAUGACAACCCCACCUCACAGUCAUCGCAGUAGAAGUGUUAGGGGCUAGCGAAAGGCUCGAGAAGCCGCUCGAGGACACCUCGCUCGCUUGCUCACACGAUCCGGUCCUUGUCUUCUGCCUUGACGAGUCCUCAAUUGGUCAGACGUGAAAUUGGCCCUCCUCAUCCUCCUCCUCCUCUGUCGCCAUCAGACAUUCCGUUUUGUUGAUUCUUUUGUUUCUUUGGGAGUCGUUUUCCAACACCGUCCGUUUCUGUGUCUCGAUCAGUCUUAGCGAUCAGGCUGUGGGUUAUUGUUCCAACCUCGGGUCUCUCUGUGCGUGCUGUGCUUUGACACGCAUGGCCGUUUCUGUUGUGCUCACUUGACAGGAAAGGAUCACUUUUUAUCUAACCGUUUAGUGAUAUGACCAUUGUGUGCACCUCAGAUUCAAACCCAACGCUCCAUUUUUAAAAACUCAAUUAUUUGUUUUGUAGGACCUGGUUGGAACAAAAACCUGUACAGUUCCGGAGCUUGAGGACCGGAGUUGAGAACCACUACGUAAAGUCCUUUAAGUAAAACUAAAUAAAGUGUAAAGCAUCGAGGUUCUUGAGUUUGGUCAUGCCCGAGAUGGUCACUGAGAGCUUGCCUGACCAUUACACCAGACUCAAAAUAAGUGUUUGAUUUUUUUUUUUUAUUAUUGUUUGCAUUCUUUUUAGUUUCUUGUUCUUUUCAAAU
This is a messenger RNA of Sinocyclocheilus anshuiensis, 2357 nucleotides long. It is a transcript of the gene ldb1a, whose product is annotated as LIM domain binding 1a. The coding region runs from base 429 to 1679 and encodes 416 amino acids. Lineage: Eukaryota; Metazoa; Chordata; Actinopteri; Cypriniformes; Cyprinidae. The record is from RefSeq and is a predicted model, not a curated record. The transcript has 12 exons.